Humulus lupulus (European hop) is the source of this 387-nucleotide messenger RNA. RefSeq lists its product as uncharacterized. NCBI's taxonomy places the organism in Eukaryota, Viridiplantae, Streptophyta, Magnoliopsida, Rosales, Cannabaceae. The coding region runs from base 1 to 387 and encodes 128 amino acids. The record is from RefSeq and is a predicted model, not a curated record. The transcript has a single exon.
AUGAGUUCAUUUGAUCUUAAUAUGAAUGAAGAGGAAGUUCCUAUUAAUUUAUCUGAAAGACCUAUCGGUGUGAAAAAAGCAAAAGGAAAACAAAAAAGUGAUGAACAAUUUAAGAAACUAAUGGAUCAAAGUCAAAAACUUGUUAAUGUUAUAGAAAAUGAUAACUUUGAAAGAAAUGAACUUCUGAGACAAAAGGUUGAUGUGGCUAGAAAGAGAGAAGAGAAUAAAAUUUUGUUUACGGAUUUUAAUUCUAUAUCUGAUCCAGAGUUUUGCCAAUUUAUUCAAAGAGAAAAGAGAAAAAUUUACAGAUCAAGAGCACAAACAUCUGAACAUGGAGAACAAGGAGAAGGAUCUCAAUAUCAGGGAUCUCAAUAUCGAGCAUCUUAG